Messenger RNA from Anopheles arabiensis, 1759 nucleotides. RefSeq names its product 2-oxoglutarate and iron-dependent oxygenase JMJD4 homolog (gene JMJD4). Gene Ontology annotation, cellular component: nucleus; cytoplasm. The record is from RefSeq and is a predicted model, not a curated record. The transcript is spliced from 2 exons. NCBI's taxonomy places the organism in Eukaryota, Metazoa, Arthropoda, Insecta, Diptera, Culicidae. Gene Ontology annotation, molecular function: histone H4R3 demethylase activity; sequence-specific DNA binding. Gene Ontology annotation, biological process: negative regulation of gene expression; positive regulation of translational termination; protein hydroxylation. Bases 538 to 1734 code for a protein of 398 amino acids.
CCAAACAUCGAUACAAAGUGCACACGGCCAAAGGUACUAGGAAGGGGGAGGGAUAGUGAGUCUCUGUGUUUACAUCUUUCCCGGGAAGAUGGAAGUUGUUGUGGGAAAGAUAGAAACGAUGGCCUAGAGGCAAGAACCAGAGGCAACUAGGGGUCGUUUACAAUUGUUGAUCGACGAAAAGUGAAGAUUGGCGUUUGGCAAACCGAUACAAAAGCAUUCCUUUCCCUUGAGGUAAUGGUCAGCAACCGGUUGCGGCCAUACGCCAGGUAAGUGCACCUAUCGAACGAGGGGCUGAACGCAUAAAUAAACCCAUGUUCACUCACCUUACAAGUGUGUGUGCGAUAGUGCCACGAUAGUAGCUCAAACUCCGUGCUGCGAGACGUAACAAAGCUUCCGAAGGCAGCGAAACGUGCGACAAUUGAUGCCUUCCCACUGUGCUUUGUUGUGAUUCGCACCGCAGCAGGCGCGCAGUUAUUUUCCAUUGCUCUUUUUUAGUAAACAAAUCCCAUAUUUUUCGUUCGUAACCGACAAAUCUGAAUGGAAAAGAUUGAAAUCAGUUCCGACACGACCGUCGCAGCUACUCCUAGCGUUCUUCCGGCAAAAAUCGAGCGUGUCCAGCUGUCCCACCUUUCGUACGAUCAAUUUUUCCGGAACUUUAUGCAACCAAACCGUGCCGUUGUGGUGGAAGGAAUUGCAAACGACUGGGAGUGCUUCCGGCGCUGGAUCGACCGGUCGGUGGUGCCACCGAAACUAAACGUACCGUACCUGAAACAAAAGCUAGCGAACGUUCCCGUCCCGGUGGCCGAUUGUGGAAGGCAGCAUUACAAUUCGCACGAGAAGCUUGAGCUACCACUGUACGAUUUCCUUCAGUCAUGGGAGAACGAUGAUACGGAGUCGAACCGCAACCGAUACUACCUCAAAGAUUGGCACCUCCGGAGCGAAUGUCCCGGGUAUGAGUUCUACCGCACACCGUCCCUGUUUGCGUCCGACUGGUUGAACGAAUAUCUCGUCGAGCAAGCGGCUGACGACUACCGGUUCGUGUACAUUGGCCCGAAGGGCACGUGGACGGCAUUCCACGCGGAUGUGUUCGGUUCGUACAGCUGGUCGGUGAACAUAUUUGGCCGCAAGCGCUGGUACUUGCUAUCACCCGGAGAGGAGCAAAAGCUACUGAACAGCCUACACAACCUGCCCUUUAGCGUUACGGAACAGACGCUUCGGGAUGCCGGUGUUACGUUCUUCACGAUCGAGCAAGGAGCGGGUGAGGCGAUAUUCGUACCAACCGGAUGGUACCAUCAGGUGACGAAUGUGGAGGAUGCCAUCUCGGUCAACCAUAAUUGGUUCAAUGGCUGCAACGUGGCGACGAUCUGGAGUAAUCUUCGUGGUGCGCUGGCGGAUGUUCGGCGCGAGAUUGACGAUUGUCGCGAUAUGGACAACUUUGACGAGCACUGUCAGGUGAUGCUGAAGGCCAGCUUCGGGAUGGAUUAUGCCGAUUUCUUGGCCAUCGUACUGUACGUCUGUGAUAAGCGUUUGGCCAGCCUUGGCAAGGAUGUUGGGCAGGUGAAGCAGAUUGAUGGCUACGUACUCGGGAAGCAGCACAUCCGGUUUGAUGUAGUUACGAUACGUGAUUUGCUGCACGAGACAAUAGAAAAGGGAUUUUUAGAUGAUUAUCCUGACCUGCGUAAAGCAGCAGCGAGCUGUUUGAACAAAAUUCUAUCAACAAGUCGAGCGUUGUAAAGCGUUUCUCGCCUGGAAGUUGAAU